Colletotrichum fioriniae is the source of this 582-nucleotide messenger RNA. RefSeq lists its product as uncharacterized. Gene Ontology annotation, cellular component: cytoplasm. NCBI's taxonomy places the organism in Eukaryota, Fungi, Ascomycota, Sordariomycetes, Glomerellales, Glomerellaceae. The record is from RefSeq and is a predicted model, not a curated record.
AUGACAACAGCACCCGCACCAACCAACCUCAUCGUCGUCUGCUGCCACGGCAUCUGGACUGGCGGCCCCACCAACGGCCGUGCCGAGUCCGAAUGGCUCAUCGCCGACUUCCAGGCCAGCGAGACCCCGACGUUUGUCGAGCACAUCAAGGCCGGGCUGACGGCGCUGCGAGACGAGUACCCGGCUUCCGCGCUCGUGUUUUCGGGGUAUGUUGGGAUUGAUCCGCCGGGGAUGAAGGGCGCUGGUGCUGCUGCUGCCUCGGUCACCACGAACGCUGCCCCUGAGGAGGAGGAGGAGGAGGAGGAGGAGGAGGAGAGAGAGGAUGGUAAAACAAACGACGGUGGUGGUAAUGAUUCCAAAGUGGGAGCCAUUGCGGGCGUAAAGCACGCCGCGGACGAGUGGACGGUCGACCCGCAUGGCGUUGGGCCGAGUUUAUCGGGCAAGAGGAGGGCGAGGAAUCCGUGGGGUCUGCAAGAUACCCUUUUUGCGAGCGAGAAGGAGAGGAUACAGAGUGAACUCGCUACGAGGUUUGUAGACGGGCAUGAGGCGCUUGUGGAAGAUACAAAGAGGCCGUGGGCUUAG